UGUUUUUCCACCAGUUGAUUACCCGCCACCACUGAAGAGGAUGCGGCACGGCGGCCUCUUGUUGCGUGCCGUGGCGACGCCGUCACGGCGGUACUAUGCUCAGCGCGCGGCGUCGACAGCGGCGACCUCUGGUAGUGGAAUGACUGUGUCUCGCCAUGCCGUGGCAACCGAGGCAAAGGAAGUGUUCAAGCUUAUGUUUGGGACGUUUACGAUGCUACUUGGUGGUGGCAUGGGUGUUGGGUACGCAGUGGAGAACUACAAGCGCAUGCACCCACCGAUGCCGCCUGGGCAACUCGUGGAAAUCACUGUUCAAGGGCAUCAGUCGUUGGUGCAUGCCCAAGUCCGUGGCGGCGGUCGCGUACCAGUGAAAGGCACGGUGCUGCUCGAUGGGAGUCUUGGCGAAACAUCCUUUGACUGGGACAAAGUCAUGGCUGCACUGCCCGACGACACCCAAGUCAUUGCGAUCGACCGGCCCGGACUCGCAUUUUCUGCCCCCAGUCCGUUCGCUCGAACGUCCGACAUGAUUUCAAAGGAAUAUCAACAAGUGCUAACGCAGCUCCAAGUGACUGGCCCUGUUGUCCUCGUCGGCCACGGCACGGGCGGCUACCACAUGCGCCAACUGGCUGCCGACCUAGCGUCGUCGUCCGAUGUGUCAGUCGCAGGGCUUGUCCUUGUCGACGCCAUGCACGAAUCGGUGAAUCCAGCGCUGAAAGCGAUCUCGCCACAUGUGCAGGAAGCGCUGGCGGCACGUCGACAGAACGCUUUCACCCUGCUCAAGAUGUCACAUGUGGGCUUGGUUCGACUCGUGCACACGCUGCAGUCAAAGCGGAACGCAGCUCGAUUUUCCACCACGUCGAUGCCCUUCAUCGACUACUUCACGCCUAGCCCACCCCACCGCCGCGGUGUUGUGCAUGAGAAUGACGCCGUGGAUGCGAUUGAGGAAGCUCUGACGACGUCGCCGCUGCCUAUACUGCAAGUGCCGAUCGUCGUUCUUUCCCAUGGCAACCGCACCAUGUUUGAGUCGAUGAAGAUGGAGCCUGGCAUCACAGACGAGAUCGUGGACGACAUGGAAGCGCAAUGGGCCAACGGACAAACCGCCCUCACCAAGCUGGGUGCCACGUGCAUCCACCACAUCCUCAAGGACGCGGGCCACGAUAUUCCCCAUGAAAAGCCCGACGCAGUGGCCAAAGCCAUCGUGGCCGUCCUCGACGAUGCCCAUGGCGAUGCCACAAACGGCCUCCAGUCGCUCAAGGUCAUGGAAUGAUGGCGGCGUUGACGAUAGAGUGUAGCUUAUGGCUAAAACGCCGCAGUUGCCUUGGAAGUCGAUAUUCCACAUCGGUGACAUCAGCAUGUAUGACC
Molecule: messenger RNA, 1359 nt
Organism: Aphanomyces invadans
Lineage: Eukaryota; Oomycota; Saprolegniomycetes; Saprolegniales; Verrucalvaceae
Exons: 8
Coding region: 41-1264 (407 amino acids)
Source: RefSeq, a predicted model, not a curated record